Moesziomyces antarcticus is the source of this 2220-nucleotide messenger RNA. Its product is annotated as zinc finger protein 169. Gene Ontology annotation, biological process: regulation of transcription by RNA polymerase II. Bases 1 to 2220 code for a protein of 739 amino acids. Lineage: Eukaryota; Fungi; Basidiomycota; Ustilaginomycetes; Ustilaginales; Ustilaginaceae. Gene Ontology annotation, cellular component: nucleus. The record is from RefSeq and is a predicted model, not a curated record. Gene Ontology annotation, molecular function: DNA-binding transcription factor activity, RNA polymerase II-specific; RNA polymerase II cis-regulatory region sequence-specific DNA binding. The transcript has a single exon.
AUGGCUGCGUCGUCUCUGCCUCUGCGCGGACCAUCAUCACCUCCUGCACACAUGGCAGAGGUCAAGGCGUGUGCCGGCGUCAUCUGCUGCAACGCCGACCAUUCGGCGCUACCGUGCAUCGACAGCUGCCACGACUGCACGCUGUCCGCACCGGCCUCGCCCUGUUCCGACGCUCAUCACAUCUCCAGCAGCUGCACUGAACCAACCUGCGGAGCCGCUUCGUCGUCCACAAACCCAGGGCUCUGCACGUCCGCCAUCGCCUGCUGCGACGACACCGCAUGCGAGGACCUCGCCACUUCGCCCUGCUCCGACGGCGCAUGCUCGGCCCCAGAGUGCUCGUCGGCCAACAUUGCCGUCCCCACCAUCGCCACCUGCUGCCAAGAUGAGGCGUGCGAACCCAUCUCCUCACCCAGGCUGGUGGCCAAGCCCAAGCCUUCCACACGCGAACGACUCGUCCCACCAGAAUUGGACGCUUCUGCACACGUCAAGGCUCACGCGCGGCAUUCCGACAAGGAAUGCCAGGAAUGCAGGGGUUCCCUAUCCGUAUCUGAUUCGGCAGAGGGCGGCAGGAUGUACGGCAGCUUCCAAGAGCUGCUCGACUGUUGCUGUUGCUCCAUGCCACCCACUGUGGACCAAUGCUGUGUAGGCAAGACGCCGUACCCAUGCAGCACCUUCCCGCCUCAUCCUCAUGACCAUCUGGUCCACGACCUUGCGCCGGCGUCUUUUACAUCAGACACGCCGUCGACCGCCAUCACACACGCUGCGCCAUCCACCUCACCUGCGCACAAUCUUUGUUCGCGCUCGUCGACAGUCUCGUCAGCGGUUACUCCGCAGCCGCUCACCGAGUCUCCGGCGUCGGCGUUCCCGUGGCCGACGGACUACGUCGCCGCAACGCACAACGACAAGCACAAGCUUCCCACGCCAUUCGCGGGCCAAGCACCGACGCUGGAUGACAUCCUCACCGAACUGCAGUCGUGGAACGACUGCUUGUUCGAGCAGCCCCACAUGCACAGCAGCGGAGGUGGAUGUCUGCCGCCAGCCAUGACGCUGUGCAGCUCCAAUGUCUGUCCGACGGCAGCGCCACACUCGCAUCGUGCACCGCACCAUGCUCGCGGCGGCUUUGAGGGCGAGAACGGCCACCACGAUCCACGGCCGCAGAUGUGCCAAUGGGCAGGAUGCAACGAGCGUUUCUGGACGGUCGAAGAGCUCGUCGCGCAUGUCAACCACUCGCACCUGGCGCCCAAGAAUACGCAGGCUGCCGAGAGUCCGAAUACGGUCAUGCAGCAUGCGCAGCAGAUCGGCACGAUCGAUGCGGGCAAACACGCGGGUGCGAGCGUCGAGUGUCUGUGGGACGAUUGCCACCAGGUACCCACGCCGAUGGCGGGCAAGCUGCAAGAUGCGCUCGUGCCAGCCACGGCGGGUGGCGAUUUGUGGAACAACGGCGCGGCCGACAAGUUUUCGCUCGCCAUCCUGCAGCAUCUGCUGCACGACCAUCUGGGCCAGCACGUGCAUCACCCCAGCCACGCCGAGGGUGUGCUGCCCGAGCCUGCCAAAGAGGAAGCAGGCGGGGUUCAGGUGAAGAAGCGCAAGGCGAGUACGAGCAGUGGAAGUGCGUGCGACCAUGGUCCACUCGUGUGUCGAUGGGAAGGCUGUUCGCUCGAGUUCGACACGCACGCCUUGCUGACGGAGCACCUCGAAUCCGCGCAUGUUGGGUCGGGCAAAGCGUCGUACGAAUGUCGAUGGACCGGCUGCCCACGGCACGGGCACAAGUUUACGCAGAAGCAGAAGGUGCUCCGCCACCUGCAGACGCACACGGGAGACCGGCCGUUCAAAUGCACCAUCUGCGGUAAACGCUUUUCGGAGCAAAACACACUCGCGCAGCACGUGCGCACGCAUACUCUGGAGCGGCCGUACGUGUGCGACCACCCUGGAUGCGGUAAGGCGUUUAGCGUUGCUGGGUCGCUCACGAUCCACAAGCGGACGCAUACGGGCAGCAAGCCGUUCGUGUGCAGCUUCCCCGGCUGCGGCAAGGCGUUUGCAGAGAGCAGCAAUCUGACCAAGCACAUGCGCACGCACACGGGCGUCAAGCCGUUCCGCUGCGAAGAGUGCGGUAAGUGCUUCAGCCGCCCGGACCAGGCGAGUCGGCAUCGCAAAACGCACGAGCGAAAGAGGCGGAAGCAGGACCCACCCGCGCAGGUGCACGAUGAGCUUCUCGUCUAG